AUGCUUAUCGAUUUUCUUCCAGUUCUCAGAAAAGUGAUCCAUUUUCAGGAAAAUCCUUUAUUUUCUUUGGCAAUUAGACAUAAGACGCAUUCACUAUUACCAUCAAGGUCACUACGACCAUCAUAUCUUUUUUCUAAACGCUUUAGUAUGACAACACAGCAUCCUGAUAUUACUUUUUACACUUUUGGAACUCCUAAUGGACAAAAAGUCAGUAUCACUUUAGAAGAAUUAGGAAUCCCUUAUAAAAUUUAUCCGGUUGCAUUAGACAAAAAUGAGCAAAAGGAACCAUGGUUUUUGAAAAUAAAUCCGAAUGGAAGAAUUCCCGCAAUCGUCGAUCACUCUCGCAACGACUUUAAAGUAUUCGAGACCGGUGCAAUAAUGCGAUACUUGUGUGAGCAUUAUGAUAAAGAAGGAAAAUUUCUUCCAAACGAUGCGGACUUACGAUGCGAAGUUGAUCAAUGGUUAAUGUUCCAAAUGAGUGGUAUCGGUCCAAUGCAAGGACAAGCAGACCAUUUCAUUAGAUACGCAAAAGAGAAAAUUCCAUACGCUAUCAAACGAUAUGUAAUCGAAACUCGAUUAGAGGGUAGACAAUACCUUGUCGGUGACUCAUUGACAAUAGCCGACAUCGCAAACUUUACGUGGAUUGCCCAUCACGCGCUGAUUGGCAUCACAUUAGACGAAUAUCCAAAUAUCGCCGCUUGGCUAGACCGCAUGUACGCAAGAGAGGCCGUAAAACGUGGUCUGGAGGUACCAGAAAAAAGCAAGUUACUUGAAGAGGGAAGAGAUCCUAAGAAGGCGGAAGAGAUAGCGACGGAAGUUCGAAAAUGGAUUGAGAAAGCUGGGGCUAAGCUUUAG
Ambispora gerdemannii is the source of this 855-nucleotide messenger RNA. The record is from the annotation of a GenBank genome assembly. Lineage: Eukaryota; Fungi; Glomeromycota; Glomeromycetes; Archaeosporales; Ambisporaceae.